This is a messenger RNA of Sphaerulina musiva SO2202, 1194 nucleotides long. RefSeq names its product beta-lactamase/transpeptidase-like protein. Lineage: Eukaryota; Fungi; Ascomycota; Dothideomycetes; Mycosphaerellales; Mycosphaerellaceae. Bases 1 to 1194 code for a protein of 397 amino acids. The transcript has 3 exons. The record is from RefSeq and is a predicted model, not a curated record.
AUGGCCACCUUGGAUGCACUCUUUGAGGAAAUUGUCACCAAUGACAAAGGCCUAGUCAACGUAGCAGCAAAAGCUGUCGAUCGAAAUGGUAAGCCGAUUCGGUCGGAUGCGGUUUAUUUUAUUGCAUCGUGCUCGAAGUUGAUUGCUAGUAUUGCUGCUAUGCAAUGUGUGGAUCGAGGCCUUUUGGGGCUGGACGACGAUGUAACGCAAUGGCUGCCGGAGUUGAAGGAUGCACCCGUGAUAUCUCUGAUCCGUGAUGCUGCUUCUUCUCCUCAAAGUCUGACUCGAGAGUGCAGAGUUGAAAAGGGCGAUUUGCCCCAAAUUAUCACGGAGAAGAGAAAGGGUAUCGUCACGCUACGGCACUUUUUGACGAAUACAUCUGGUUUCGCCUACGACCAGUUCGACCCGACUUCAUUCGUAUGGCGAGCCUCUCGAGGCCAAGGUCCCCAGACGAAUUUGUGCAAGAUGAGCAACCUCGCCGACCAACCCGUCGUGUUCGAACCAGGACAAUCCUGGGCAUAUGGACUGGGCUUCGAAUGGUCUGGAGAACUAGUCUCUCGUCUAAACAAAAUGUCAUUCGAAGACUACUUGCAAGAGAAUAUAUGGAAGCCUCUCGGCCGAAACAGCACCACCUUCCGUCCCUGGGAGCAUCCUGAGAUCGAAGCUCGCGAGGCCGGAAUGGCAGUACGGACACCAGAUGGCGGACUCGCCCCCGUAGGCAGUAUCCUGCCACGCCCCGCACCAGAUGACAUGGGCGGUAUAGGACUCUACAGCACCGUCGACGACUACGUCGCCGUCCUCGCCGAUCUCAUAUCCCCGCAACCCAAAUUGCUGAAGCCCGAAACAGCAGACGAAUUCUUCACACCACAACUCGGCGUCGACUCACCCGCGUGGAAAGGUCUUUUGCAAAGUCAACACAUCUGGGCUCCCUUGACAGGACUCGCACCAAAUGCGAGCGACGAGGUAUUGCGCAAGAUGGAUUUCGGCCUCAGUGGCGUUUACGUUGUUGAGGAUACGGAUUCUUUGCCUGCGGGGACCCUUUCCUGGUGGGGAAUGCCCAAUUUGACGUGGUUUGCUAAUCGCAAAGUCGGUGUUGCGGGUAUGCUUGCGACGCAAUUGCUUCCUCCGGGGGAUCAAGUGCCGAUUGAAUUGAGUGGGAAAUUGAGGGAGGUUGUCUUUGCCAAGGCUACGUGA